UUACCUAGCCCUGCUCAUGCAGUUGGUCUUUGCUCGCCACCGAUUGUAGGCCUGGUCGGUAGCACAGCACAAUUACUUGACAGUGAAUAAACACCAGAAAGUAGCACCGUCCAACUUACACGCAGGCGACUGGCCAUCCACAGACCUUACAGCGGUUCCAUCACUCAACAUGAGCCAGAGAGAAGCUCGCUGAACAUGCCAUCUCUGACCCUGUUCUUCAUCCUGAAUUGCUCACCUUUUGCUUGGAUUGUACCCAGAUGAGACCUCACACUCGACGCACUGGGUCGUUGGCAGCCUCGAGGACCUCGCUCGGAAAGCCGUGUCGUCCGUCUAUCGGGCUUGGGCCAGGGCGACAACCCAAUCACGGCAAGCACAGGGAGGAGGAAACCGACAGGCAGUGUGGGAGGGUCGAUGCAACCACCGACUAGCCAAUGGCGCCACGGUCAGAUUUGUUUCACGGGCGCGUAAAACUGCUGACGGAUAGUCCCGGACAAUGCUGAGUGGCCAGACAAGCGAAACAUUUCUUGUCGUCCUGCGAGGAUCUACCGGUGUUUUUCCCCAGGCUCGAAGAAGAGGGAGGGUAGCCGUCGGACCUGACAGUCCAAUGACAGCCAGUGGAAGCCAGAGCUGGGGAGAGAGAGCGAGGUUGACCAACGGAGAGAGAUGGUUGAGUGGUACUGGGAAACAAGCUUCCAAACUGUUGAGCUGAACUUCACGUCUUCUCCCGCGGAAAAUCAUCCCAUGUUGUUGGACUCGUUGAACGGCCGAGAAGAGCUAGGAAGAGGAGCAAGAGAGCUAGCAACGGGAGGCAUCGCUUGGCUUUGCCCAAGACAAAGCUUGGCAGGUGUGUACACCCCCGGUGAUCACCAACCUUAUCGUACGCUAGGCAUUUUCCCACCAGGGGCAUAUUUUGAUGCAGGACAUUCACCCACCCACUCACAAGACCCGAAGCAAACAACAUCAGGACCAACAGCAUAAAGCAAUAUAGUACUCAUUCCCAGCGACGUGGGUUGAAUAUGGCCGGUCCCUACCAGGAUUCUCCGCAUGACAAAAUGAAAAUGGAGGGGCAGGUGAUAUCGACUGGAGUGUGAUGAUCGCUUCGCCCAGCAGCAGAGAGGUGGCCCUCCGGCGCUUGGAACCGCCGUGCCGGGUCCGCGCAGUUCUCCCGACGGGAGAGGGAUUGCCGAAACCGUUCAGAGGCGCACCCGUCCUGGAAGAGAGGACCACCACCACGAGAACGCCAUGCGGCCGCCGUCGGUCUUGUCGAGAACAUUAACGACACACCGAAUGUUGAAAAGAUCACCUGGCAGACUCCCAACUGUUGAAGGUUGCCACUUGGCUAGAUGAUAGCCGCUGGAAGGGAAGCUGACGGACCAUGGUUUUGGAGGAGCAAUUCUUCUCCCGUAGGUCUAGAACCUGAAGCUGCCACUGACCAUCAUGCCAGAUUCCAAGCCACCACUCUGAAAGGACCCUUGCAGCUGCACUCAGAGGUGUCAACACCGUGUGCGACGCCAUCCAAGACCUGACUUUUUCUUCUCUGCCGAAGGAGAAAAGGGGAUCAGCAGGUUUCCUGGUGGGGGAUUCUAUCUGCCACAGACUGAGGAGCGCAGACUGAGUCAGUGAUACUGCGCAUCCGGACCUAUAGCAAAUUGAUGCUGUGUUUCCUGCAGUGCAGUCAGCCUCCCAGCAAUUUCGAGCAUCUACUCCUAUUGAUGGCCGUUUGCUGUUCAGAAAUGAUCACCAGGUCUGUUGACUGCGGUCCUUAUACGACUACAGAUAGCAGCAAACUUGGUAUGUGAACGCAAACAGUGCCAUGACAGCCACGUCAAGCCACAAACAGAUUAUAUUCUCCGUUUGUAAUGGGGUCUGGAGCCUUGCCGGUGAGGAGAAGUGCCAGGCGUACGUAAUCUGGAGAUAUAAACAUCGUGAUACGCCGCCCGGCAACCAGAAGUUUCGCGAAUGUCAAAGUUUCCAGCUGACCGGUCACAACGACACCGAUUGUUAACUAGAUUACACAGCCAUUGUCGUCCUACUGACUCUGAACAGGAUCACGAUCACAGCAAUAUCAAUCAGACUUGGCGAGACGAACUAUCAUCUACCAGGCUAGGAUUCGAGAGCAAACAUUUUGACAAUGAAGGCAUAAGCCUCGUACACAGCAGACGGCUUGAAGCCUCGCCACGAGUCUCUACCCAAAACGCGGGUAGCCACGAGCUGAUCAACACCCUGACUUGGAUCAAGACAGCCGAAUCAAGAAUCUACAGUAUACCAUUUGGUCUCACCGCUGGGAUUACGUGUAUUUGAAAAGCGGGCCAGAUAGGCUUGGACAUGGUUACAGACAGUCAGGAGAAAUAAGACAAGACAAUGAAUCAGAUCUUGUACCAUGGGAGAACUGGCAUACUUCUCCACUGUCUUGGAUGGAAGGCCUAUAUCGUCACUACUUUGCCACACUCAAUAUCACAUCAUCGAGGACACAGAGCGGCAGAGGCAACCAGCAAAGGGGUUCCUGUUCUCAGACAGCACGCGAGACAUUCCAACAGUUCUACGUCUGACCAGGCCCAUGAGAGAAGUCAGCCGAGCUUCAACAAUCACACUACAUGAUGCAAGGAUGCGAUCUAAACUAAAGGCAGUGUGCCUGUUUGCUCCACCAGGGCCGUUACAUCCGUUGUCGACACGAGAAUAUCUCCGGCGCUGAGGAAGGCUAUGACGGGCUCAACGUCGUACAUCAGUCUCUUCUGUCGUCGACGAUGGGUAUAAAAUGCCCGUUGCUAACAUGUCUCCCACAGUAAAUCAACACCGCACUCAGAUCAUCAACAAGACAAGCAACACCACAACACCAUGCGUCACAGCAAAGCUUUCCUUCCCCUCUCUCUAGCCUCCCUAGGAGCAGCAGAGAUAGUCGGCCAGUGGACAGCCUGGUCCCUCGCCCGCACCUGUACCCCUGAAGGCAGCUCCUGCACCUACCACCUCGUCCUCGUCCCAGGUCCAGAAUCCGAUUUCAUCACCUGCGACUGGACCGUCGACUCUACCAGUAACUUCAAACCCGCGUACCAAACCGACUUUGCCGAAGCAAAAUGCGGAGACAACCUUUCCCUAAACGGGGGCUGGAGCAGCAUGGGGUUCAUCACCAUCGUGCCCACCGACAAAGCAGCCAACGUCUACGCCUUCUUCGGCUUCACCGACGCCGAGCUCGCAGACGGGCAGGUUGCGUCAUCAAGACAAAGACCUGCCUACCGAGUCGGCACUUUUGGCGAGAAGGAGCACCCUGACCUGGGGCUGGGUAUGUCGAAAAAGAUGGUGAGGAGACUAAGCCGUGGUUUUGUCCAGCAGCACGGCGGCUCCUUGUCAUCAUCCAAACCGACAAAGGAAAAGAGGCGGGAUAUAACCAUGAGUGAUCAACUGCGAAAGCACAUCUCGGUGAUGUAUGCCUCCAGCCAGCAGCAAAAAUCCUCUUCCGAGAUCGACACCUGCAGCCAAAACUGCCAGCCUAGCGGGGAUGACUUCGACGCCCUUGCGUGUGUCGAGACUUGUCGUCAGCAGCUUCACGGGCCAAAGAUCAACAACGGCCAGGAGAGGCACCGCCUCGGCACCCGUAACGACAACCCAGAAACGUGGCAAAUCCACUCCCUCACCCGCCUAACCAACCACCUCCUCAACCAAACCAUGUUCACCUUCUCCCUUUACUCCAGCACUACCCUCCAGCUAGCAAAGUGCAGCAUCUCAAUCCCGUCCGUAGAGCCAACCCACAGCUGGUACGGACAGCGCUGUGACAAGGAUGGGAAGUUCAGUGUUGGGUGGGGGUACAAAGCAGAUACAGACUCGGCCGUGAUGACGGUUUGCGAGAGGGGACGGGGGAUGGCUUGGUUCGGGUGGGAUGGUGUUGCUGAGAGGGACCUAGACCUGGUGGAGGUCAGGUUUGGGGAUUCGAGAGGGGAGGUGGUGCAUGAGACGGUUUGUACUUGAUUUUUUUUGGGG
Messenger RNA from Podospora pseudopauciseta, 3972 nucleotides. RefSeq lists its product as uncharacterized. Lineage: Eukaryota; Fungi; Ascomycota; Sordariomycetes; Sordariales; Podosporaceae. The transcript has 2 exons. The record is from RefSeq and is a predicted model, not a curated record. The coding region runs from base 2836 to 3960 and encodes 374 amino acids.